GAUUGGCUUCUGUUGUUUCCAUCCACAGAAUCACACUCUAUAAAUCUUCAAGCAGAAAAAGAGACUUCUUUCACCUAUUUGUAAUGUUGAGCAACACUUAAUAGAGUAACAGAAAAGGCUCAAAAUCAGGAAAUUAUGCAGUCUUCAGCUCAGUUUCUCCAGCCUCCAGCAACCCCUCUACCUCCUAAACAAAUUCAAGGCACAAGUAUAAGCAAAUGUAGCAAAUUUUCGCGUCGAGAACUUGCCAUGGGAACCAGUUCAUCCUUGCUUGUACUAUUAGGCUCCCAGGCUAUUGAGCCAUUGAGUAUAUCAAGGGCAAGGGCAGAUGAACUUCCUCCCGAUAAUGACGAUAAAAUAGAACCAGAUCAAGAGCCUUCAAGAAAAAUUGAAUACUGUUCAGAUCAGAAUGUAACAAAACAAGCAUUUCUUGAAGUAUCAGUUGAUGGGGAACCUAUAGGAAGGAUUGUUAUUGGGCUAUAUGGUGAUAGUGCCCCGGUUGGCUCAUCAAGAUUCAGUAACCUGGUUAGUGGAGCAGCAGGGGUUAGUUAUAGAAGAAAAGAGUUUGUAAGGAUAAUGCCAAAUUAUGUACAACAUGGUGGAUUGAGGUCAUAUGGAGUGGAUGCUGAACUUGCCAAGAGUACUGGAAGGACUAUGGUGAUCGAUAACCUUGUAGACGAAUGGGAGAAACAGAGUGAAAUGUGUCAGGGUACCAAGAAUGUAGCAUCAAGUGUCAGCAUUAUUGUAAGGGACCCUUCAAAACCACCUCCGAAAAUGAAGCUGGUUGCUCGAGGAGGGAAGCUUGAAAUCGACAAAGAAGAAGUGGGAAAAGAUGUGAAUGGUACAGAGUUUACUAUUGCCCUUAAAGAUUCACCUGAGUUGGAUGCAUCUGCUUUAGUCAUUGGGAGAGUCUUGGAGGGGAUGGAUGUUGUUGAGAGAAUUGGCCAAGUCAAAACUGUGAAAGAGAAUACAAGCUCUCCUUAUUUCAGGGCGGCCAAGUUGAUAGGAGAUAAAAGGGCUGUAGUUGCGGAGAGGGGCUUCAACAGACCUUACUCAAAGGUGAAAAUAACAAACUGCGGCUUGAUGGAAUGAUCAAAGAUGUGGUUGGAGAGAUUUUUGUCCCUUCAUUUCAGUGGAGAGGGAGAACUGCUCAAAUAAAAGUGUACAAAACAAAUUCCUCAUGCAAUUGUACCUCUCAACAGAAAGCUUACAUCAAUGUUGAUUAA
Capsicum annuum is the source of this 1223-nucleotide messenger RNA. Its product is annotated as peptidyl-prolyl cis-trans isomerase CYP26-2, chloroplastic. Gene Ontology annotation, molecular function: peptidyl-prolyl cis-trans isomerase activity. Gene Ontology annotation, biological process: protein peptidyl-prolyl isomerization. The coding region runs from base 136 to 1089 and encodes 317 amino acids. NCBI's taxonomy places the organism in Eukaryota, Viridiplantae, Streptophyta, Magnoliopsida, Solanales, Solanaceae. The record is from RefSeq and is a predicted model, not a curated record. Gene Ontology annotation, cellular component: chloroplast. The transcript is spliced from 2 exons.